Morchella sextelata is the source of this 276-nucleotide messenger RNA. RefSeq lists its product as uncharacterized. The record is from RefSeq and is a predicted model, not a curated record. Bases 1 to 276 code for a protein of 91 amino acids. NCBI's taxonomy places the organism in Eukaryota, Fungi, Ascomycota, Pezizomycetes, Pezizales, Morchellaceae. The transcript is spliced from 4 exons.
AUGUUCUGGUCCCCCCGGUCCAUCCCGCUACGGGAGCAAGUAAAAUCAAUCGUGAUGACGCUGGUAAAUGACAGAGUACGGACUACCAAACCGCAUGGCCGCCUCACCUCCGCAAGGCACAGGUUAGCAGUCUUGCAAAUGCCGCUUUACAACAGCAUUCUUAACAAUGCGACAUUCUUUGAGAAUGCCGCAGUGCUGCCAUAUCACUUCAGUAGCGAUCACUUAUGUAUUGUUUGCCCAAGAACAGCAAAGAUUAUUGCUGGCAGCGAGAGUUGA